Dacryopinax primogenitus is the source of this 1494-nucleotide messenger RNA. RefSeq lists its product as uncharacterized. The transcript has 8 exons. Bases 1 to 1494 code for a protein of 497 amino acids. The record is from RefSeq and is a predicted model, not a curated record. Gene Ontology annotation, molecular function: structural constituent of ribosome. NCBI's taxonomy places the organism in Eukaryota, Fungi, Basidiomycota, Dacrymycetes, Dacrymycetales, Dacrymycetaceae. Gene Ontology annotation, cellular component: mitochondrial small ribosomal subunit.
AUGCUGUGGCGUCUCCGGAGAAAUUGCCUCCGUGUGGUCAGGGUCACCAAAUUCGUCGCGCUCGCCGUCCGAAGUUGUGUCUUCGCCGUUCGGGAUGUCCGCUCUGGCCCACCUCUCCCACCGGCCCCUGAUAUUUCUCUAUCCAAUACAUGGGCAGCGACAGCUAUGUGCAAGGGCUCUCUCGACCAGUACGGGAAGGACGAUGAACCCUCCCAGAAGAAAAAGCCACUGGGUCAGUUUAAGGGCAAGAACAAGUCAGGGAAGCCUCCACCGAAGAAGAUGCCAUCAAAUGUGAACUACAACGAUGCCGAUCCGGCGUGGUUUGUCAAGACCAUGCCCGAUCUGGCCUUGCAAAGUUUUGAACCUGCAAGUGCACUCUCUGAUAUCAACGAUGAUAAGAUAAUAAAGGCAAUACAGGAAACCGUGUUCGAUACAGCAAUCGGCGAACCUCUGGCUUUCCCCAUGCGGUCGAUGAGGGCUUUCAGAGCGUACGGACUGCCCAGUAGCAACAAGUGGAGUUAUACGUCAUUUUCCAUACUCUUUUCGGCUGUGCGGGAUGUCACUGUACAGCUGUUAACCCAGGUGAAUGCGGAGGGUCAACGAGUGAGAAGCGUGCCUGAACCAACUGGGAUUAUACUGCAGGGUCGAUCUGGUUGCGGUAAAAGCACGCUCCUGAUGCAAGCGGUCAGUCACUGUGUCGAGAACGGCUGGAUCGUGAUGUACAUCCCACGCGGGAUCGACUUGGUCAACUCCUCCUCUCCUUACCAAUACGAUGCGCGUUCCAAGCUGUUCCAGCAGCCUGAAAUUGCACGAGGACUCCUGAAGGGACUGGUUGACUUACAUCUGGAGGAGCUGGCGAAGAUAAGGACAGUGGGAGAUGUACUAUAUGGGGACAAGGGACAAACGUUCGCUGCAGGGGGGGAGUUACUACGACUGGCUCAGAUUGGUCUGGAAGAUGAAGUGGACAAGACUGCUGUUCUGGAAGGUGUUCUAGAACAGUUGGGAAAACAAACUGAAUACCCCUUUCUCUUCGCCGUGGAUGACUUUGGUGCCAUGUAUGGGAACUCGAUCUACCGGGAUCCACAGUUCUUCCCGAUCAAAGGCUAUCACUUGUCUAUCCCCCGUAUUGUGCUAGAAUAUGCCAUCGGCGAACGCCAACUAUCCCGUGGUCUGGUACUAGGUGCCAUCGGGCCCCUUCACACGCUGCACACCACCCCCGUCCCGCUGCGGGAAGCGAUCGGCGCCGAACUAUGCUGGAAAGACGCGGCAGCCGGGGCGUAUGCAAAGCGCCACCCAGCGCAAGUGCACUACUCGCAGGGACUUAGGGGGUUCCCGGUGCCGGACGAGCUGGGAGUCGAAGCUGCCAGAGGGUGGUAUAAGACUUGGAUACAGGGGUUCGUUAUGCAUACUCUACAGGAUCGUAAUGUCCUGCGCCACAUGGGCGCGGAAGAGGAGCCCGGAAGCCGGAAUCCGAAGGGGAAUGAAACGUGCUGA